Molecule: messenger RNA, 2387 nt
Organism: Eucalyptus grandis
Lineage: Eukaryota; Viridiplantae; Streptophyta; Magnoliopsida; Myrtales; Myrtaceae
Product: low-temperature-induced 65 kDa protein
Exons: 5
Coding region: 113-2080 (655 amino acids)
Biological process (GO): response to abscisic acid; response to stress
Source: RefSeq, a predicted model, not a curated record
AAACAUUCCCACCGCCCAUCGUCCCUAUCGGAAGCCAUAACAUAACCGACCAUCAAACGGUUCCUCUGCGUUCACCGUGAGGCCACUGUCUACUGCGUUUCUCUGAGCGAUCAUGGAGUCCCAAGUCGCGCAUCCUCACGGCCACGGCUACGGGCAAGACCCCAACGCCGUUGGCCUUCAUUCUGCCGGGGAGGGGGGAGAUAACGAGCACCACCAUGAGAAGAAGUCGGUCCUGAAGAAGGUGAAGGCCAAGGCUAAGAAGUUGAAGGACACGAUCACGAAGCACGGCCACGGCCACGGCCACGGCCACGACCACGACCAUCCUGAAGGCCACGUCCCCGACGAUCACGACCUCGAUGAGGAGGACGACGAGGACGAAGAAGUGGAUGAGGACCCAGAAAUCCACGGAGCCCCUAUAUAUGAGUCGGUCGCGAUCGUGAGCGGCGUGGACACUGGAAGGUCCUUAUUCACGGGAGAGGACCAUGGAAUUCCGAGCGAUGCAGGGCGGGAGGAGAAAUUCGGGAAGCCGAGGGUUGAUUUGGGAAGGACCGGGGCGAUGGAGGCAGAGCUUGUUCGGGCGCCAGCAAACACACCACAGUCGACGGCUCCCGCUCGUGAUCUUGGGACGACCCAACUUUCCGAUCCGACUAGGACUUUUGCCCAUGGGACGAGUGAAGCGGAGCAAGGCCGACCGACGGUCAAUUUGGCAAGGCCUGGUGGGUUGGAGGUGGACCCGCAGUCGCCCGGGAGCAGGAGAGAGCCAUCGAACUAUCAGACCAAAGUCACCGAUCCUACUGCUUCAGGUGGAGAGGAAGCUGAUGUUUCGCCAGUCAUUCUUUCCAUUGGAAAGAUGACGGUGCACGAUGAAACAGGGCCAAAAUCAGGCACAGGUCAGAGCUUACCUGCCGAGACCCACGCUUAUAUCUCGAACGUACCCGCUGGGAUGGGAAACCACGGUCAAUUCUCUCCUGAAGCAACAUCCAUGGAGACCGACACCACUUCAAUGGGAGUGGAUGUCACGAAGCCUGAGGAUCAUCCUCGCGACCAAACAGAGCACAAACCCUCGAGCCCUGGGAGUUAUACAGAGAAACUAUCCUCUGCUACAUCUGCGAUUGCUGAGAAGGCGGUCUCGGCGAAAAAUCUGGUGGCUUCGAAGCUCGGAUACGGUGAAAGAGAGUCCCCAAAGAACUCUGAUGCUACUGGAAGCGAGACACACUCUCAGGGCGAGAAGCCUUCUGAUCAAAGCGGCUACGCUGGAAAAGUAUCAUUCGCUACUUCCGCAAUUGCAGAUAAAGCAAUGUCAGCAAAGAACAUUGUCGCAGCUAAGCUUGGCUAUGGUGAGAAAGGUGACACAACCACCUCUCACGACUCUAGUGGCACCAAAUCCGAGCCUCGAGCACAUGAGACCACCGCAGCUAGUGGCAAACCUCCGGAACAGAGCAGCUACACUGGAGCAAUCUCGGCAAUAGCUGACAAAGCAAUCUCCGCCAAGGACACAGUGGCAUCAAAGCUUGGAUAUGCAAAAAAAGAAGGGGAGGCAGAAACUCUCGGUCCAGGAGGAAAUCCGCCUGCAAAGGAGCAGGGAAAGGGCAUAACGGCAACAGUGACGGAGAAGCUGAGCCCUGUGAUCUCGAAGGUCACCAGCUUGACGAUGGGCCAGCGCACAGAGGCACCGGGAGAGGUGGCAGGGGCGCAGAACCAGGAUAAGGGGGUGUCGGUGAGGGAAUACUUGGCGGAGAAGCUGAAGCCAGGGGAGGAGGACAAGGCACUGUCGGAGGUGAUAUCGAGCGCUCUGCACAAGAAGAAGACUGCGCCGGGGGCAGAGGCAGCAACAGCGGUGAAGGUGACGGAAUCGGAGGAAGUGAAGAAGCAGCUGGGGGAGGAGGACGAAGGGAAGUUGAGCACUCCAGGGAAGGCCAUAGUAGACCAGCUGAGAGGAACGGUAAACUCAUGGCUUGGGAAGACCGACGAUUCGAAGGCUCAGCAGCAGCCGGCCCGCCAUGAUGAGAGCGAAGCUGUUUCUUCUGCUGCAGAUGAACAUUACGGCGGCGAGAGGAGACUUCAAGAGUCCAGCAACUGAUGGAAGAAAGAGAAGGGGUUUCUCAGUGUCGGCGUGUGUGGAUUUUUUAGCUUUUUCGAAGGUUGUAAUGUGCGUUGAAAAGAUUUGUGUUUGUGGAACGGAUUACCUGUGAAUGCAGAGCCGGGGAUCUUUCCCGGUUCAUGCUUUACUAAAAUAACAUGUUGCACGAUGCUCUUGUUAAAGGGGGAUUGCGUUGGAUGUGUUGUCUAGAUACUUGGCUGCUGGUAUUAAAGUGGAUGAUUGGAGGGUUUGGGUUGAUAAGGCGAAUCAAAACUCACGAAAUCGAAUCUCAACUUUUUCAUUUCAA